AGCCCCCACUGAGCGUGCGCACACCCAGCUGCUGCAGCCCUGUGGGCUGCGGAGCCCGACUUGGUCCCGAAGCGGAAGUGCUUCUUAGGGCCAGGUCUUGUACUGGUCUCCUCUGCAGUGAGCAGAAAAUCUAUUGUCGAGAGGCACAGUGACCUGCGCUAAGGGUUCAUACGCACUCCUCAGGUCCCUCCUUAGGCGCGCCCCACCUCUCCCUGUGCCCCUCUCCCCUUGCCCACGCCCCCAGGUAGGGGCCUGGUGUGAAUGCUCCAGCCGAAGUGAAUCUGCACCCGAAGGCUUCCUUCUGGCUCCUGGGCAAGCCGGCCCCAGUGAGCUCGGGCUUCGCACAUCUCUGCCUUUUCCCAAGAAGAGCAGGAAAUGGCCAAACCCCAGGGACACGUGACAUUCGAGGAUGUGGUUGUGGAUUUCACCCCAGAGGAGUGGCAGUACCUGAACCCUCCACAGAAGACUCUGUACAGAGAAGUGAUGCUGGAGACCUACAGCAGCCUGGUCUCUGUGGCAGGGCCACAGGUGACGAAACCAGACCUCAUCCUCAAAUUGGAGGUAGAAGAGCCAUGCCUAGCAGAAACAAAAAUCUCCUUUUGGAGCUUUCCAGAAGCAGCCUGUCAAAUUGAUGAACAGAUUGAGAGACAGCACCAGGAUGACCAAGACAGAUAUCUGUUGAUGCAAGCUGGAUUCCCUGACAAGAAAACAAUUCUCACCAAGACUGGCCAUGACUAUAAUGAAUUUGGAAAUGCACUUCCUCUGAAUUCAAACCUUGUUGCUUCAAUACAAAGGUCCCAUAAACAUGAGCCAUUUGGAAAUAUGGUAGAUAGUUUAGACUUAUUUACCAGAAGCUCUGUAGGAAAGAAACAUGAUAAUGGAUGUGCAAAAUUAUUCUUCCAUACGGAGUAUGAGAAAACAACUCCUGGAGUGAAGCCCCACGGAUAUAAAGAGUGUGGGAAGGCCCUCAGGCGGAAGAAAGGGCUUAGUCUACAAGAGAGAAUUAAAAAUGGAGAGAAACCCUUCGAAUGCACCGCGUGUAGGAAAACCUUCAGCAAGAAGUCACACCUCAUUGUACAUUGGAGAACUCAUACGGGAGAGAAACCCUUUGGAUGUACUGAAUGUGGAAAAGCCUUUAGCCAAAAAUCUCAGCUCAUUAUACACUUGAGAAGUCAUACAGGAGAGCGACCCUUUGAGUGUCCAGAAUGUGGAAAAGCCUUCAGAGAAAAGUCAACCGUCAUCAUACAUUACAGGACUCAUACAGGAGAGAAACCUUAUGAAUGUAAUGAAUGUGGAAAAGCCUUCACUCAGAAGUCAAACCUCAUUGUCCAUCAGAAAACCCACACGGGUGAGAAAACUUACGAAUGCACUAAAUGUGGGGAAUCUUUCAUACAGAAGCUUGAUCUAAUUAUACAUCAUAGUACUCAUACAGGAAAGAAACCCCAUGAAUGUAAUGAGUGUAAGAAAACUUUCAGUGAUAAGUCAACUCUCAUUAUACAUCAAAGAACUCAUACAGGGGAGAAACCUCAUAAAUGCACUGAAUGCGGGAAGUCUUUCAAUGAGAAGUCAACCCUCAUCGUGCAUCAGCGAACUCAUACAGGAGAGAAACCCUAUGAAUGUGAUGUGUGUGGGAAAACCUUCACCCAAAAAUCAAACCUUGGCGUACAUCAGCGAACGCAUUCAGGAGAGAAACCUUUUGAAUGUAAUGAAUGUGAGAAAGCAUUCUCUCAGAAAUCCUAUCUCAUGCUCCACCAGAGGGGUCAUACAGGAGAGAAGCCCUAUGAAUGCAGUGAAUGUGAAAAAGCAUUUUCCCAGAAAUCAUACCUCAUUAUACAUCAAAGAACUCAUACGGAAGAAAAACCCUAUAAAUGUAACGAAUGUGGCAAAGCCUUCAGAGAAAAGUCCAAGCUCAUUAUACAUCAGAGAAUUCACACAGGAGAGAAACCCUAUGAAUGUCCCGUAUGUUGGAAAGCUUUUAGCCAAAAGUCCCAGCUCAUAAUACAUCAGCGAACACACACAGGAGAGAAACCCUACGCGUGCUCUGUGUGUGGCAAAGCCUUCAGAGAAAAAUCCACAUUCACUGUACACCAGAGAACUCAUACCGGAGAGAAACCCUAUAAGUGUGCAGAGUGUGGGAAGGCCUUUACCCAAAAAUCAAACCUGAUUGUACAUCAGAGAACACACACGGGAAAGAAGGCCCACGGGAAGGGCCACAGCCGGAAGUCAAAGCUCAUUGCACAUUAG
Molecule: messenger RNA, 2244 nt
Organism: Mirounga angustirostris (Northern elephant seal)
Lineage: Eukaryota; Metazoa; Chordata; Mammalia; Carnivora; Phocidae
Gene: ZNF182
Product: zinc finger protein 182
Exons: 6
Coding region: 376-2244 (622 amino acids)
Biological process (GO): regulation of DNA-templated transcription
Source: RefSeq, a predicted model, not a curated record